Messenger RNA from Klebsormidium nitens, 987 nucleotides. Lineage: Eukaryota; Viridiplantae; Streptophyta; Klebsormidiophyceae; Klebsormidiales; Klebsormidiaceae. The record is from the annotation of a GenBank genome assembly.
AUGCUCCGUAAGAGAUCGGACAGCGUUCCGCCAUCUGGGCGGACGGACUGGGGUCGGAAAAGGAAGAGGGCCGGAGAUAUUGUCAGGCAGCAAAGCAAACAGGCCAAGGAGAAUGGAGUGCGGGAGGCAGCGUGCGGGGGAAAAGCGGCGGAACGGCGGAAUUCAAGUGGGCGGAGCCGCAGCAAUAUUGGGGAAGAGCGUUCGUCGACCGAGCUGUGUGGCACCUCCAACUGGGGAAUGGACGCAGAGAGGGGCAGCGCGGAGAGCGGAGAGGAAGCGGAAACGGAACCGGCAGAGGAAGACCCGACAUGGGGCGAUCCGCUUUUGGGCGCGGCGGACGUAGAAGGGAAGAAAGAUCAGGAGGCGGAAGCAGCGAACGGAAGAGCGGAAGAGGAGCGGAAGAGGGCUGGAGAAAAGGAUAUGAAGUUAGCAGAGGCAGAUAUGAGGGCCGCCGGGUCUGAUAAGAGGGCGAAAGAGGCGGAUAAGAGGGCGGAUGAAGCGGAUGAGAGAGCGAAAAAGGCCAAGGCCGCCAGUGCGCGAGCGGAAGAAGCCAACGCGCGUGCGGAGAAGGCAGACGCGCGCGCAGAAGAUGCCAGCGCGCGGGCGGAAGCAGCCAUCGCGAGAGCGGAAAUUGCCAGCGCACGAGCGGAAGAUGCACACGCGCGAGCGGAAGAGGCGAUUGACAGAGCGAAGACAGCGGAUGCGCGAGCAGCCGACGCAGAACGCGCGUUCGCGGCGCAAGCGACCCGCAUGAGGAGGGCAGACGAGCUCACACGAGAGCUGGCAGACAUAGCCCGCUCGACAGAAAAGGAAAAGCAUUCGGACAAGGAGAGCCGCGGAAAGGAAGACCUGCCCCUGCAGCGCGCGCAUGACGGUGAGCGCAGCAAGGGGAGGCCUUCUGAGAACAAAGACAAAAAAGCAAAGAACGAGGGAAAGAAACUGGACACAGACUGGGAGAACUUCUGGAAUAAGGGAAACAGUCGCUAG